Poeciliopsis prolifica (blackstripe livebearer) is the source of this 957-nucleotide messenger RNA. Its product is annotated as GTPase IMAP family member 9-like. The transcript has a single exon. Gene Ontology annotation, molecular function: GTP binding. The record is from RefSeq and is a predicted model, not a curated record. NCBI's taxonomy places the organism in Eukaryota, Metazoa, Chordata, Actinopteri, Cyprinodontiformes, Poeciliidae. The annotation marks the transcript as partial.
UAUCAGAAGCUAAAUGUUGCUCUGCAGCUCCUGAACUCUGUGUUGUUUUCAGAACCAGUGGCCGACCUCAGAGUGGUUCUGGUGGGUCAGGAAAGAGUCGGGAAGAGCUCAGCAGGAAACACCAUCCUGGGAAGGAAGGAGUUUAACUCUGAACUCAGUCUGGUUCCUCUGACUCUGAGCAGUAAGAGGGCAGAAGGAGAGUUUAUGUCUCGUAGAGUCUCUGUGGUGGACACGCCCGGACUCUCCAGCUCUGUUCUUCCUCCAGAACAAGUGAAAGCUGAGAUCCAGAGAGCUGUGGAGCUGAGCUCUCCCGGUCCUCAUGUUUUUCUGCUCACCAUCAAGCUGGGAAGAUUCACUGAACAGGAGCAGAGAGGAUUGGAGAAGCUGCAGGAGAUUCUGGGUCCAAAGGUUUUCAUGUACAUCAUGAUCCUGUUCACCUAUGGAGACCGACUGGAGAAAGAUGGCAUCAAUAUUGAUGAGUUUGUACAAAGAGAUAAAAACCUGCAGAAACUGGUUAGGAGUUGCAGUGGGAUGUAUUACAUUUUAAACAACCAGAAAAUGGAAAACAGGAAGCAGGUCCAGGAUCUGGCCAAAACAAUAGUUUCACUCAGGGAUGUUGAGGAUUCUUCUCAAGUCAAUGAAUUGCUGAAGAAGAUCGACAGAACGGUUCAACAAAAUGGAGGAGGUUUUUACACCAUUAAAAUGCUUGAAGAGGCAGAGAGAGAAAACUCAUUUAUCUGGGCUGCUGCUGCCAGAGCUGCUGUUGGAGCUGCUAUUGGAGCUGCUGGUGGAGCUGCUGUUGGGGCUGCUGUUUUAGCUGCUGUUGGACCUGUGAUCGGACCAAUGGGAAGUGAUAUUGGAGCUGCCGUUGGAGGUUCACUGGGAAGUUCUAUUGUAGCAGCAGUGGGAGCUUCAGUAGCUGUAUUAAUGGAAGGGAAGACCUGCAUUAUACAGUGA